Molecule: messenger RNA, 1990 nt
Organism: Lampris incognitus (smalleye Pacific opah)
Lineage: Eukaryota; Metazoa; Chordata; Actinopteri; Lampriformes; Lampridae
Product: gastrin/cholecystokinin type B receptor
Exons: 1
Coding region: 314-1624 (436 amino acids)
Biological process (GO): neuropeptide signaling pathway
Cellular component (GO): membrane
Molecular function (GO): G protein-coupled peptide receptor activity; peptide binding
Source: RefSeq, a predicted model, not a curated record
CAGGCUACUCGUUCACUGGGUGUGAACUGUGCGCCGUCGGCGACCCGCGGACUUGCGCCCAAAUGAACGACGACCUCCCCGAAUGUUCUUUUCCGCGCCGAUAUCCCCGGUGACCAAAACAUUUGGACCAACAUUUCGUCUCGGACGUGCAAGGACCUCAGCGGGGCGUCCGUCUUCCGAAUGACAGCCGACGCGCGGCACCAGUCGCGGAUCGCCUGCGCCGCGCGGUACCAGUCGCGGAUCGCCUGCGCCGCGCGGCACCACCACCCGCGCGCCUUUCGGUGUAUGGACGCGAUGUGACAGGGAGCGGGCGAUGAAUCGGACGGACUUCCACGCGCAAUUCGGACAUUUCUUAUCGUCAAAUUACUCGCUUUGGGAACCCCGCCACGAUGACCAGCGCAACUGGAGUUUAUUCAACACCAGCCCGUUCGCGGUGGACGUGUUAUUUUCGGGACACGAGCCGGGCACCAUCGCGCUGGUGGUGAUGUACGCGCUCUCCUUCACCACGGGGCUCGGCGGGAACAUUAUGGCGCUCCUGGUCCUCACCCGAAAAAGGAACCGGUUGUCCGGGGCGUCGGCGACCCGCCGGCUGCUGGUCAACCUGGCAGUGUGCGACAUGAUGGUGGUGUGUGUGUGCAUGCCUGUCAACCUGGGGCAUCAGGUGUACAACGCCUGGGUGUUUGGAGACUUCCUGUGCCGCGCCGUGCCGUUUGUCCAGGCAGUCUCCGUUUCCGCCAGCGUGCUUAGCCUCGCUGUGAUCAGCCUGAACCGGUAUUACAGCGUGCACAACCCACUCCACGCCAGGUCCUUCUUCACGGGACGGCGAAUAUUGUGCAUGAUAAUCGUGGUGUGGGCCAUUUCGUCGGGGCUGUGCCUCCCCCUCAUAUUCAUGAACACCACCCGGACUCUAUCUCUGCUGGACGGGGCGCACACGGUCACCGUGUGCGUGGAGGGCUGGAGCAAAGUCAAACUGCGACAAGGGUACAACUUCCUGCUCUUCUGCUGCCUCUACUGUUUCCCCGUGUUGUUUAACUUAGUGAUCUGCAUGCUGACCGGGCGGAAGCUGUGGGGGACGGAUGACAAACUGAGGGAGUCGAACAAAUUCGGCAUCGCGCAAGUCGUUUCCCGGGUGAGAGUGCGUAAAAGGAUAGCCAAGAUGGUGCUGGCACUGGUGAUGCUUUUCACCCUGUCCUGGCUGCCUCUUUACGCAGUGGACAUCUGGAUCGAUUUCAACAUGCCAGACUCGCUGGAGAGAGAGGACGGGGACGAAGCAAACCACGUCCAGCACGAGUGGAUCUUGCAGGGGAGACCUUUCGCGCAGUGGCUGGGUCUGACCAACUCGGCGCUCAACCCGCUCUGCUACUGUUUCGUGGGGAACCUCUACAGGUCCGCCAAACGAUUCCGGAAAAGCUACCGACAGAAACUGUCGUCCGUGUUCAGUCUGUCCCUGCAACAGGGUUCUCUGGACAGCUCCACGUCCAAAUCAAUAACUUGCGGACGCGCGCAAUCGGCGAAGCAAGCCGGUGACGCGCACGCCCCCGGGGUCACGGAUGCUGGAGGCAGCAGGCUGAUGAAGAGCAAAAGCCUCUCGACCGUCACCGUGUGUGAGACUGUGUUCGACUGACGGACGGAAUGGGCCUACAAAUGCCCCGGCACACCCUCCAAAGUUGCCAGGAAAAUGAGAUUUUUCACUGUAUAGGUAACAUGUUUAGAUAUUUUGUGGAACAAACUCGUUGUUCUCUUUUCUUCCUGAAUGUAAGUAAGGAACCUGUUGGCACAUCUCUAGUGUGAAACCAAAAAGACGACAUCAAAGUGUUGUGAACAUGUGGUCCUUUAUUAUGCUGGGUAUUACAGUGAGAAUUUGUUACCAGUUUGGUUUGAGUGUUUGGCUGCUAUUUAAUGUUGCAAUAUUUCGAGAUGCACUGGAGUAUUCUGCGCAUGAAUCUGUUUGAAUAACAGUUUGAUUAAAACUAUAAUAUAAAUGAUGUUA